Molecule: messenger RNA, 1968 nt
Organism: Iphiclides podalirius (scarce swallowtail)
Lineage: Eukaryota; Metazoa; Arthropoda; Insecta; Lepidoptera; Papilionidae
Source: the annotation of a GenBank genome assembly
AUGAAGAGACAAGAAAAAGAAAGUAAGACAAAGAAUAAGAAGAAAACUGCGAAGAGAAACAAACAAACGAAGAAAAAUAGAAAUGAUCGUGAAGAAGAAGACUCUGAGGAACGGGACGUCACCCAGUUUGAUGAAGACAGUGAAGAUGAUGAGUUGAUGGACCAUGUAUCUCCUGACUCUGCUGAUGCAGAAUCACUCACCCCCCCUCGCACCACUCCAGUAUGCUCGGCUUUGCUCGGCGGUCGUGCGCCCUCCCGCACCCCCCCCCCUCCCCCCUUACCCAUCCCUUACCUAGGUGUCGUCUUUGACUCCAAACUUGGAUUCAGCCAGCACUUGAAUCGGGUCAAGAACCGGGCGACCUUUGUACUCGGUCGUCUCUAUCCGCUCGAACAAGUGAUCAUAAGCGUACUGGUGAAUGCGGCUUCGGGUGGUGACUUCAGGAAGUUCCCGCACGGAUUCAAAUUCGGAGCAUCGACCUCUGCAUACCAGGUAGAGGGGGGGUGGAAUGCCAGCGACAAAGGCGAGAGCAUAUGGGACAGGACGGUGCAUACCGAUCCGGUGUACUUACGGAGGAACAUCAGCGGUGACGUCGCGGCGGAUUCCUACCACAAGUGGCGGCAAGACAUAGCCAUUGCGUCCGACUUGGGACUUCACUUCUACAGAUUCUCUCUAUCUUGGACGCGGCUCCUACCAACUGGUUUCACCAACGUAAGGAGCGAGGAUGGCAAGAAAUAUUACAACAAUCUCAUCGACGGUCUACUAGAGAAAGGAAUCGAACCUGUAGUGACGCUGUACCACUGGGACUUGCCACAGACCAUCCAGGACCUGGGUGGCUGGACAAAUCCGCUGAUAAGCGACUGGUUCGCCGAGUACGCGCGGUACGCUUUCGAGGCGUUCGGCGAUCGGGUGAAGACUUGGACCACGAUAAACGAGCCGCUGGUCGUCUGCGACUUCAUCUACAACUCGGGCGUCUUCGCGCCGGGGGUCAAGGAGACGAUAUACGGGCCGUACCUCUGCAACAAACACGUGUUGAUCGCCCACGCGAAGGCCUACAGGGUCUACGAUGGUUACUUCAGGGAAAAACAGCAAGGCAAAAUCUCCAUUUCCAACAACCUGCUGUGGCUAGAACCCUUGAACCCUGAAGACGAGGCUCUAGCAGAGCUAGGACGAGAGCAUUGCACCGGUCGGUACUCCCAUCCGAUAUUCUCCAAGAAGGGUGGCUGGCCCCCAUUGGUCGAGAAGGCGAUGGCUGAGUACAGCCUCAAGCAGGGCUUCAACACGUCAAGGCUGCCAGCCUUCACCAAAGAAGAGAUAAAACUGAUAAGAGGCACGUACGACUUCUACGCGCUGAACCACUACACUACCAGGUUCAUCAGGCCCGUCAAGCCUGGUGAAGACCCGGGCUUCUGGUUCGUCAGCGGCUCCCCGGAGAUCGGUGCGGUGCUCGAAGCGGACCCCGCCUGGUCUUUCGGAGCCUCGCAACUGCUUCCGGUGUAUCCCGAAGGACUGCGCCGCCAGAUAGCGUGGCUGAUGAAGAAGUACGGUAACGUGGGUUUCCUCAUCACCGAGAACGGCUAUUCGACCGCCGGGAGUGAGCUAAACGACGUCAAAAGAAUAAAGUUCAUCAAAGACUACUUGGAGCAGUUGCUUCUGUCAAUAUGGGUGGACGGCGCAAAAGUCUUGGGCUACACUUACUGGUCGAUGAUAGACAACUUGGAAUGGGCGGAUGGCUACGAUUUCAAGUUCGGCCUGUACGAAGUGGACUACGACAGCCCGGAGCGGACGCGAACACCGCGCGCCUCUGCACAUUACUACUCGAACGUGAUUCGAACCAACACUAUAUACUGCGAAGGAUCCACCAAUGGCCGGCGACAACCGAUGCGCUACCGGCGCAAGGGACCCGAGAAUAGCUCUCACAACGUCGCUGGAUCUGUCGCCCUGAUCUCGAUCGCCUUUGCGUUUCUAGUG